Aegilops tauschii subsp. strangulata is the source of this 572-nucleotide messenger RNA. Its product is annotated as heavy metal-associated isoprenylated plant protein 46. Gene Ontology annotation, molecular function: metal ion binding. NCBI's taxonomy places the organism in Eukaryota, Viridiplantae, Streptophyta, Magnoliopsida, Poales, Poaceae. The record is from RefSeq and is a predicted model, not a curated record.
CAGUGGCCAUUGCUGUGCUCUCCACAGACAUCAUAAGACGCCUCGAUCGAACACGAACCUUUCCAAAGAUUCUCCUUGAUCGGCAUCUAAACAACGAACCAGCGGCACCCAAUGAAGCAAAAGAUUGUGAUCAAGGUGAGCAUGUCAUGCGACAAGAGCCGGUCGAAAGCCAUGACGAUGGUCGCCAAAGCGAACGGGGUGAGCUCGGUGGGGAUAACCGGCGACAGCAAGGACAUGCUGGAGGUGGUCGGCAACGGCGUCGACCCGGUGUGCCUCGUCGGCUGCCUCCGCAAGAAGUACCACGACGUUCACCUCGUCAAGGUGGAGGAGGUGAAGGACGACAAGAAGAAGGAUGAGAAGGAGGACCCGCCGCCGUACUGGUACCACCACCCAUAUGGGCCAUACCCGCCUCACAUGGUCGUGUGCGACGAGCCCACCACCCCCUGCGCCAUCAUGUAAUUGCCAAAUAGCCAGAUGCCCAGUUCGCCAUUUGGAGAGGCCGCAAGUUUAUCCACCAUUUCGGGCUAUUGGCAAAUUGGAAGAAAUAAAGAAACGUAUACCCCAGAUCUGAA